UUAUGUGUAACACUUCCAUGGCAAGAAAUCGGCCCCCACAUAAUAUAUAAAACAACAAUAUCCUUCAUAAUCUGCUCAUUACAAUCUUCAGUUUGUAACAAUGGCUGCUUUCAUCUUUUUUGUAACUAUGUUCACGUUGAUGGCGAGUACCACCCCUCGAGCAGAUGCUGCUGAAACUUCAGCUGCGGCUGUAGUUAUAAGAGUUGACCAAUCAGGGAAAGGAGACUAUAAAAAGAUACAAGACGCUAUUGAUGCCGUGCCAUCAAACAACAAACAACCUUUUUUCAUAUUGGUUAAGCCUGGAAUCUACAAUGAAAAGAUCAUUGUGCCUGGAGACAAACCUUUCAUUACGGUAAGCGGUUCCAAGACAAAUAGCACGGUAAUAACGAGGAAUGAUAGUGGAAAUAUAAUUGAAUCCGCUACUUUUACUGUGUUGGCCUCGAAUUUUGUUGGUCAAUAUAUAACGAUUAAGAAUACGUUCCGACAUCAUGGAAUUCAAGCAGUGGCAUUAAGGGUAUCUGGAGAUAAGGUAGUUUUCUUAGGAUGCAAAAUUUUAGGUUACCAAGAUACAUUGCUAGAUGAAAAUGGUAGACACUAUUAUCGCGGCUGUUACAUUGAAGGAGCUGUUGACUUCAUUUGUGGGAAUGCCGCUUCCCUUUUUGAGAGGUGCCAUUUGCAUACAUUGUCAGAAGAGUUUUCAGCCAUUACAGCACAACAAAGGGGGUCACCGACGGAGGAGACAGGGUUUACAUUCUUGGGUUGCAAGAUAACUGGGGAGAGGACUGCUAUAUUAGGAAGGCCAUGGGGUUCUUAUUCCAGGGUCAUUUUUGUCUUGACCUAUAUGUCUAAUGUCAUUCUGCCACGAGGAUGGGACGAUUGGGGAGACGCAACCAAGCAAAGCACGGUGUUCUAUAGAGAGUAUAAAUGUUACGGGCCAGGAGCUAAUACAAGUAAAAGAGUUGAAUGGUCGCAGAAGCUGACGGCCGAAGAGGCGAAGAUUUUCUUGACUAAGAACAUGAUUAGUGGCAAGAGUUGGAUCAGAUCUACCCUCAAACAUGUUAAGAAAGUUUCUACUGCCAUUUCUAACAAUUCCACGGGACAUUCCUGAUCAUCAAGUUUAUGUAAAAUAUUAGAUUUAUUUGUAAUUAUUUCAACAUACAAGAAAAACUCUUCCCUGUUAAAA
Gossypium raimondii (Peruvian cotton) is the source of this 1183-nucleotide messenger RNA. RefSeq names its product putative pectinesterase 11. The record is from RefSeq and is a predicted model, not a curated record. The transcript is spliced from 4 exons. Bases 101 to 1108 code for a protein of 335 amino acids. NCBI's taxonomy places the organism in Eukaryota, Viridiplantae, Streptophyta, Magnoliopsida, Malvales, Malvaceae. Gene Ontology annotation, biological process: cell wall modification. Gene Ontology annotation, molecular function: pectinesterase activity.